AUGCUCGCCCCGCUGCUCGCACUCCUUCUGGCGGGGUCGGUUCUCGCCCAGUCCGAUUCACCAUCCGCAUCCAACACCGAAGUCACAACACCAGUGACGACCGGACCUAUCGCCUCCUUCGUUAGUGAGGUGUUGACUGAGCCCACACUCGCCCCAUCGCCCGCUCUCACAGCCACACCCACUAACGGCUCUGCUGGGUCUGCUUCAGAUGUCAACGAAGGUGGAAGUGAUGGCGACGGAGGCGCAAGCGGUGAAGUCGACAUCACACGCACCGACAUCACGACGCCUGUGACUGCAGGCCCAAUCGCGACUUUCGUCAGCAGCGUGCUCGCCGGCGCUCCGACCAGCGUGCCAAGUGGGGCCCUUCGUCUGCAGACUGUCUCCGUCACCGCUUCCGCUGCCACCUCCGCGUCCGCCACCAGGGCUUCCUCAGCUACAGCCUCUGACUCACCGGUGCCAGCCAGCGAACCAACCGCCUCUCUCAACGGCUCCGUGUUACCCUCCAGCUCUAUAACCUCCUUCGCGGCUGCCUCGCCGACCUUUUCAUAUCCUCAGCCACCCCUCCCGAAGGUGACGGUGCGCACGCCCCCUCAGGCGUUCGCCCUGAACUCUUUGACCCAACGCCCCCGCGAGCGUCGCUACACGCUGCGCCUGUCGUACGCCGCCGGGUCUCCCGAUGGCUUCCUGCGCCGCAUGUCUGUCAUCAACGGGCAGUUCCCUGGCCCCUUGCUUCAAGCCACGGUGGGCGACACGCUCGUCAUCACCGUCAUCAACGACCUUGACACACCGCAGAGCGUGCACUGGCACGGUAUCCGGCAGGAGGGGACGGGAUACUACGACGGUCCACCGGGUAUCACACAGUGCCCCAUCGCCCCCGGAGGUCGGUUCACGUAUCGCUUCAAGUGCACCAGCUACGGCACGUACUGGUACCACUCGCACUAUGGCAACACGCUCGCUGAUGGGCUCUACGGCGCGCUGAUCGUCUACUCCCCCGACGACCCCAUCAAGCGCUGGCGCGACUUCGACAACGAGAAGGUCCUGUUCGUGAGCGAUUGGUACGAUGACCAGAGCGACACGAUCGUCAACGGCUUGCACAACCUCAGUGCCGGAUACAGGGGGCAGCCGUUCGCGACGAUGCCGGACUCGGUGCUGAUCAACGGGGUGGGGCAGACGGACUGCGCCAAGGCCCAGGCCGGGGUGAAGUGCACUCGCACCCGCCCUGCAACCGUGCAUGCCCGCCUGGGCUCGAGACUGAAGCUCCGCCUCAUCAACCCCGGCAGCGAGAGUCUGAUCCGAGUCAGUGUGGACCAGCACGUCCUCCAACUCGUCGAGGUGGACGAUACGCCCGUACGCCCCGUGUUCAUGCACGAGGUGUCUCUGGCGGUUGGGCAGCGCGUCAGCGUCAUCCUGCACCUAAACCAGGGCGGGGUGGGGGAUGCGUUCUGGAUCCGCGCGCGCGCGGCUGCCGGGUGCAUCUUUCGAGGCUUCGAGAUGGAGACGCGUGCUGUUCUGCGGUACACUGAUCGCUUCGGCCUGACUUGGUCUCGACGCCCACCGACCAGCGCGCCCUGGCCCGAUCGCGCAGCCACACUCGCGCCCUGCCUCGACAGUGACCAGGAGCACACGCUCGUUCCCGUCGAGAAGGAGCCCCUCGGCCCCGUCUCAGCUAGGGGGCGGUUGGACAGCAUGGCGGGCCGGUUCGUUGAUCCCGUCACUGGUGCGGACUUUCUCGGAUUCGGUAUCGGCGCCAAUGGCGGACAGCGGGUGACAUACACGAACUACAUCAACGACCCCGUGCUGAAGCAGGUGAUGGAUGGGCGGGCCCUGAACAGCAGCCACUUCGCGCACCUCUCCCUCAACGGAAGCAGGAACCAGACGGCAGACAUACUUCUGAACCAGCUUGAUCGCGCUCUGACACACCCGUUCCACCUGCACGGACGGCCGUUCACGAUCCUCGCCCGCGGGGAAGGGAGUACGACCCUGGAGGAACUGGGGAAGGUCGAGAUGAACCCGCCCAAUCCACUCAGACGGGAUACGAUCCUCAUGCCCAACGGCACGUGGGCGCUGUUGAGGGUGCCGCUGGAUGAUCCGGGCGUGUGGCCGAUCCACUGCCACCUCGGCUGGCACCUCGCGAAUGGCAAGUUGGGCGUCGUCGUUGUGCGUCCCGAGGUGGUAAGGGGGUUCGAGCAGCCGAAGGAGUGGCUUGGGCUCUGCACUGGUGACCCGGACGAGAUUGGACCAGCUAAGCGUGCAAUCUACGACGACGCCGAGCCCGAGUCCGUUCCAGGGAAGAACGCGACGGCCACCAAACCUGGAUCUUCGUCCAACCACACCGGAGUCAAGAAUGCCACCGUCCCUGUCCCUCCCUCGAUACCCUCCAACACGUCCGUCUCCGCCUCUGACCCCGACGCCGAGUCGGACACCGAGGCCGACCAUACCCCCGUUUUCGCCGUGUUCGAGACACCCUCGGACAAGAGCUAUGCCAACUCUGCCGCCGCAGCGUACGACCACAUCCCCGCCGAUGCUGCCGAGGCGUGGUCCGCCCCAGGGCUCGUGGGCAAUGUCUCCGUCGGCGGCGGAGCCACGCCGCUGGACUCGGCUAGGCGGCAGGGGCUGCUCAACAACGGCUCAGGUGUCCCUGAUACCGCCGACAUGGGCUCGACUUCUACCACCAGUCCCUCAGCGAACUCGACAGUGGCCGCGCCCCUCAACUUGUCUGCCUCGGCCCUCCCCAGCUCAUCUAACAGCAAGGGUGGCAAGGAAAAGGGCACAGACAAGUCGAAGGGCGAUGGGCACGUGAAGCCUGCCAAUGGGAAGGGACCAAAGGACAAGGACGACUCGCAUGGGCACGGAGACGCCAAGCCAGCCAAGGGCGAUCGUGAACAAGGCCAGAAGGGUACCAAGGUCAUCGAGGUCACCGAGGAGUAG
Messenger RNA from Trichosporon asahii var. asahii CBS 2479, 2928 nucleotides. Its product is annotated as LAC2 isoform 1. Gene Ontology annotation, molecular function: copper ion binding; oxidoreductase activity. The record is from RefSeq and is a predicted model, not a curated record. The transcript has a single exon. Bases 1 to 2928 code for a protein of 975 amino acids. Lineage: Eukaryota; Fungi; Basidiomycota; Tremellomycetes; Trichosporonales; Trichosporonaceae.